Effrenium voratum is the source of this 942-nucleotide messenger RNA. The record is from the annotation of a GenBank genome assembly. NCBI's taxonomy places the organism in Eukaryota, Dinophyceae, Suessiales, Symbiodiniaceae.
AUGAUGCCCAAUCAGGCAGCGGGGAGAUCAUGGAGAAGGCAAGGCGAGCAGAAAGCCGCAGCGGCGAUUGAAGUCCGGACAGCAAGCUCAAGCCGGGCGCGGCGGCUCGCCGUUGCGGCCGCUUUUGCUACCCCGAUGCCUCACAAGAAGGGCCGGGCACGGGAUGUGGUGCCACACCGCGAGCACCCCGCCUCCAAGAAAGCUUCAGCCGCCAAAGGCCCGGAACCGUUUCCGGCGCCCAAGCGGGCGACCUUGGAGGUGGCCAUGGAACUCGGGUGGAAGCUGCCGGCAGAGCUGUGGCUGAGGCAGAUGAUGCAAAAGGAGCAGACCUUGUGGCAGAAGCUCUGCAACCUGCACUUCCCGUCGAUGUACCUCUCGGUCUGUGGAGCUGCGCUCGAGUCAACUCAGCCCGAGUCGACAGACUGGAAGAUGCUCUUCGCCCGCAGGUGGCAAAAGCAGCGCCUCUGGGACAGGCGCCGCACCUUCUGCACCGCCUUCGCGCGCUGCGUGCUGUGCGGCGAGCUUGGCGAAGAGGGUAAGGACGGGGAGGCUUCGUGUCACUCCCACCCCGGGGACUUUUUGCCCCGCGCCGACGAUUUCGCCACGGGCGCCACAGCUGGGGCGCCGACAAGUGGGGAUUGGACCCGUGCAGAGUUGCAGCAGCUGCAGACCUACGCGCGAGCGGCCUGGCGCUCCAUCGGGAAUGCCACCAUCCGAUCUGCGGGCACCGCGCGAUUCCGCGGGGGCGGGUACUGGGCCAAAGGCUUGGGCUUCAAGGGCUGGGGCUCCAAGGGCCACUGGGCGGAGGGCCUGGGCGCUCGCCCGGGGAAUUUGAAUCUGCGGCUGGCGAUCGACGGGCACGUGCCUUGCGCGUGGGCCUGCUGCGGCGCCAACGAGCUGAUUACGGAGGGAUGCACCAAAGGAGCCCAUCGUUUUCGAUGA